Messenger RNA from Lymnaea stagnalis (great pond snail), 9250 nucleotides. The record is from the annotation of a GenBank genome assembly. NCBI's taxonomy places the organism in Eukaryota, Metazoa, Mollusca, Gastropoda, Lymnaeidae.
GAACGGUCCACUUACUUCCAAAAUGUCUUCCAAGGCAUCUGAAUUCAGAGUUGGUCCUAAUAGAAAAUCAAACUCAUCAUCAAUUAUAUCAUCCUCCUGGUCACCUCAAGCUGGCGAUCCCACAUUGUCUGCAAGAAAAUCAGGGCUGUCGUCAGAUCCUCAGUCAGUAUCUGCCUUCGCGCCCUUAAAAUCCAUUCCACGCAGCAAUCAGACAUCGGUACAGUCCUCAUCAUCAGGAUUAUUACAGUCUUCACAGUGGAUGGACCAAUCACCGCAGUCGGUGGCCACGCCCCCGCCAUCAACAGGGGAACCUAUGAGCAUUGCGACCAAAAAGAACUGGACUGCCUCACAACCACAGGCCUCACCAGCAUACAGGCGAUCGCCUUCUUGGAAUGCCACGCCCCCCUCUAUAUUAUCCUCGUCACCCCUGUCUUCAUCCUCGUCCGCUUGGACCUUAUCAUCUUCUUCUGCAGCGGCACCGCCUCAGUCGUCGCAGUCCUGGUCUGGUCCACAUCAUUCCACGCCCCAGGAUCCAUCCUGGAGGGUGUCCCCAUCCGUUACCAAUGCUGGGGUGGAAUCAUGGGGAAAGGAUUACUUCCCGAAUCCCAGCUUAACAGAUUCCAGGAGACAGGAUGCAGUGUUAACAUCACCGAUAGAUCCCACCGUUCAGGUAGGAGUUCAAUUUGACCUAGUUCUGGCAAAUUUUAACCAAAUGUUCUUCUUAACUGGUUGUUUGCCUUAUGUCAAACCCAUAACAUGUCACUACAGGAAGUUUAUUAUUAUUCAACUUUGAAUGACUCAUUAUUAAUCUUGUCAAGAUUUUGUCCUUCCUUGUGUUUCAUAACUUUUUAAAAUUUCCAGUUUGACAUGAAGCCUUUAUCAAACUUAAAAUAGUCGGCCUCAGUGUUACACCCUUGUUAGUAGAAAGAUGCUUCUGACAUUUCAACUGUUUUCCUAAUAUGUUUGUCCAGGAGAAUCAAAUAAAUUUUUAUAACACCAUGAGAGACACAUUCAUGGAAAGAUGGUGUUCACACAAAUUUACCACUUCCCUCUACAAAAUAAGUAUUUAAUUUUGCAUACACCCAAAUUUCUUAUCAUUAAUUCCAGAGAUAAUACAAAUACAUUUCCAUAACUUUGAUUUCACUGAUCAUUAAUUCCAUAGAUAAAUCAAAUACAUUUCCAUAACUUUGAAUUCACUGAUCACUAAUUCCAUAGAUAAUACAAAUACAUUUCCAUAACUUUGAAUUCACUGAUCAUUAAUUCCAUAGAUAAUACAAAUACAUUUCCAUAACUUUGAAUUCACUGAUCACUAAUUCCAUAGAUAAUACAAAUACAUUUCCAUAACUUUGAAUUCACUGAUCAUUAAUUCCAUAGAUAAAUCAAAUACAUUUCCAUAACUUUGAAUUCACUGAUCACUAAUUCCAUAGAUAAUACAAAUACAUUUCCAUAACUUUGAAUUCACUGAUCAUUAAUUCCAUAGAUAAUACAAAUACAUUUCCAUAACUUUGAAUUCACUGAUCACUAAUUCCAUAGAUAAUACAAAUACAUUUCCAUAACUUUGAAUUCACUGAUCAUUAAUUCCAUAGAUAAUACAAAUACAUUUCCAUAACUUUGAUUUCACUGAUCACUAAUUCCGUAGAUAAUUCAAAUAGAUUUCUAUAACUUUGAUUUCACUGGAAUUAAAAAAGUUUUCUUAGAAUUAAGUACCAGCACCGACAUUUUUAAAAUCCUCAACUUUCUUAAGCCAAAAGAAAUCAUACCAAUUCCAAAGAAAAAUAAGGUAGCUUGCAACGACGACUUACGACCUGUUGCACUUACCAACCGCAUUUAACACUAUCCAACCACACCUUAUGAUAAAGAAAAUUUCCUUGUUAGGUGUUAAUUUAAAUAUUCAGGCUUGGAUACUGAACUUUUUAACAAAUCGACCACAAUAUGUCAAGGUAAAUGACCAAUUAUCUCUAACCAGAGAAAUAAGCACCAGGGCACCACAAGGCUGCGUUCUCUCCUCUGUACUGUAUACAAUAUAUACCAAUGAUAUUCAAAGCUCAAGCGACCCCGUUGCAAUCUUAAAAUUUGCUGAUGAUACCACCAUCAUUGGCUUAAUAUCUGAAGGAGAAGGCUUAUACCGCAACUUAGUUACAAGCUUUAUCAAUUGGUGCGAUGAAAAUUUUCUCAAGCUGAAUGUCUCAAAAAUAAAGGAAAUUGUUGUUGAUUUCAAGAGGGGGGAACACCAGAUUACAAAUCUCAACAUAAAAAAAUAAAAAAUGUAGAGAAAGUAGAGGCAUAUAAGUACUUAGGUGUUAACAUUAAUAAUAAGCCAACAUGGCAUGAGCACGGCCAAAUGCUGUAUAAGAAAUUCAACCAAAGACUGUUCUACCUCAAUAGACUGUACAAUUUUGGCGUAAACAAACAAGUCAUUAACUUAUUCUACAGUGCAACAAUUGGAAGCCUACUUAAUUUCAGUAUUACCUGCUGGUGUGGGAAUUCAACGUCUGAUAUUAAACACCGCAUAAACCAACUAACAAAGAAAGCUGGGAACAUAACACAAACUAAACAUCCUUUUCUGGAAGAACUAGUUGAAGAAAGAUUUUAUUGUAAAACUAAACCAAUUUUGAAUGAUACAUCCCACCUUCUUCAUCACAGAUACUUAAGAUCAGUCCUUUCGGGACAAAUACUUUCCGUCAGAGCGAGGACUGAAAGAUAUAAAAAUUAUUUUGUUUCCCAAUCUGUACGAAUUUACCAGCGUGCUCCCCCAGAAUUAAAAAAUCUUAAUGAGAACUACUAAGUCCCCGAUAUGGCUAAGAGAACUCACGGAAUGGCUGCUAGUGAAAAAAUAUUACAAAUGUCUUGUGUUCAAAUUGUUCGUUUUUUUUAUAUGUGCUGAAAAUGUACAAUGCAAUCAUAAAACAUUUCCAUUUGUUUGGAUCAAUAAAAGAAUCUUAUCUUAUCUUAUCUGCUUAGAUCUAAUUCAAAUCACACAAAUGUAGGUCAGGAUUCCUUUCAUUGAAAUUAUUUAUUGUCAAAAUUUACUUGAGAGGUCAGAGAGGUCAAUGCUUUAAAUAUCAUUCCAUUAAGUAAUGCAAAUGGCUUCCUACCCCCUAGCAAAUAGUUAGUGACUUUCUUGUGUAAUCAAAGAACAUUUUGUUAGUUCCAUUAUCAACAAAAUGUUAUGAAUGUAUUUAAAGGUUCCUGUAUUUGGGUAACCACGAUAUGUGAAGAUAAUAUGAAAGUCCCUUCCAAUGUUUACUUUAUAUGCGUAUAAAACUUACCUUUUUAUAUUUUUAAAUAGAACUUCUCAGGGCAUCAGCACUAUGGCUCUCUGGAGUCAACCCUGUAUUCAGCACAACAUGAUGAACCACUUAAUACUAACAAUGCCACUUAUGGAACGGGGUCACAGCCAGACACAGACUUGACUGAGACAAGGCAGGAGAACCUUAUUCAAGGUUUUCUCCGUCACGUAUCGGCUAACACCGCCAGCUUUAACCAGGAGCUGUCUGGAUUUAACCUGGGACAGCAAGACUUUGCUUACUUAGAGAGAGGGCUGAGGCAGGCACUUUCUCCCACUGCACUUCUCUCGGCAGUGGAAGCAUAUGAUGACAGUGGACAGGACACUGGUGCCUGCCAAGACAGCUCCCUUCAAGACAGCAUCAACCUGGUCCACACCGUCAACUUAGACAUGGAGGAGGGAAAUCUAGACGGGUCUUCAAACCUGGGCCUGGUAAACCUUAACGGUCACCCAGCGACUCAAGUAAACAUUCCGAGAAACAUGGAUGGUCUGACCAAAACAUCUCAAUCUGGCAUGCAGUCACUGAUGGAGAGCGACCUAGGCAGCACCACUCUUAAUGACAGCACAUCUUCUAUAGAUGGCACUUCGCUUGUUGGAAGCCCGUUGGCUAAAGGGAUCACCGAUGGGGAGGAGAAAAAAGAGGAGAAGAAGGCCAUGAAAGAACGAAAGCACCAAUACGAUGUAAGUUUAUGAAUUUGUAUGAAUGCUGAAAUGUAUUCUUUAGAUGAGAUGUGAUGUCACGUGUUACGAUUUCAUUAGGCGGCAUUCACCACAAGUUGGGCAGAGGAAAAAUAGGACAUCGUCAAAAUUAAAUUCUGUAAUGCUCAGACUUUUUCUGGGUGUGACAAAAAUAAAAAAAUUAUUUCUCCAUAGAGACCCUUCGUCAACACAUGGAUAAAAUAAGCUUUUAAAGUGACCUGAGCCCAGGUCCUAUGUUUUUCCUGUAAUUUAUUAGCUUUUUUUAACAUAGUAUUUUUAUAUUUUUUAUUUUUUACAAUGUAUGUAUGCAGUAGAAUUCUUUUUUUUACAAAAUUGACCAAAAGAUUCUAUUAGACACAAUUAAAUGACAGUGUUAAUAUGCUUAGAUGUAGUCACAUUUCUGUUCUGAUUUUAAUAACAGCAGUUAAUUAAUAACAGGACUUAUAUAUUUCUUGUCAUUGUAUAGUUAUACUCUCAUUUUAGUCAUAAAGUAAGAACAUUUUUAUUAGUUACUUUUUUAAAAAAAAAAAACCCCACCAUUUUCAUUUUACCUUUCCACAGAUUAUUGUCAACGAUGGAGUAAGGAAAUUCAAAUGCAAAAUUUGCAACAAGUCAUUUGGAAAGACGACUAUAUACCGUCAUUUGAGAAUCCAUGAUUCAGAUUACAGGAUCUCAUGUACACUGUGUGAGAAGCAGUACACGCAGAAACACUCUCUCAUGCUCCACAUGCAAAAGUUUCAUGGAGAGGUCAACACAAGCCUUUUGUCACCAGAUAAGAAAGGUAUUGUUUGAGAUUGUUGCUGGCCUACGUCUAGCUUAAAAUUGUAAUCUAGUCAGAGGAUAAGAAAGAGGAAAAAUUAUAAAUUAAAUGGUUAUAAAAGAUAAAAAAAAAUUAAAAUGUAGACGGCAGGGUGGAGGCAAGUCUGUAAGACACUUGACCAGCAUGUAAGUCUGUAAGACACGUGACCAGCAUGCAAGUCUGUAAGACACUUGACAGCAUGCAAGUCUGUAAGGCCUUGACCAGCAUGCAAGUCUUGUAAGACACUUGGCCAGCAUGCAAGUCUGUAAGACACUUGGCCAGCAUGCAAGUCUGUAAGACACUUGACCAGCAUGCAGGUCUGUAAGACACUUGACCAGCUUGCAAGUCUGUAAGACACUUGACCAGCAUGCAAGUCUGUAAGACCUUUGACCAGCAUGCAAGUCUGUAAGACAGUUGACCAGCUUGCAAGUCUGCACUUUACCACAUGCAAGUCUGUAAGACUAGUUAUUCGAAAUGAAAAUUUCAUUAUGAAAUUAAAUAAAUUUCAGCUAUCCCCAUAAAUACAGCUUGCAUUAAUCAGAGCAGAAUCACAAAUGUCAGUUCUGUCACUGCACAAUCUUGUUUUAAAUCAUAACAGAGGUGAAGUGGUCCAAAUAGUGACUAAUAUUUUAUUAUACACAAUCAUAAUAUGAAAUACAUCUCAUGAAAAUCUGAACAUACUUGAAUAUUUCAAUUUCUAGCUUAAGGAUAAUCUUCUUUACUUCUUAAACUUAAUAAUGUAUCAACACAUUAUAGACUGUUCAAUCUUCUCCAAACAAACUACAUGAAUCGACUCCCAUUUUAUUCAACUCCUUCCAUUGUUUUUCACUCUUCUCUGAUUGGUCAGUUUUCUCAAGUUCUAAUACUCUGUAUAUUAUUUAAGUAAUAAUUACCCUAUUACUUAUCUCCCAUAUAUUCAUAUUCAUAUAUGUGACAAAUUCUCUGGCUUAAAUUUUAAGAAAGUUAUUAAUUUUUUUAAAACUCAAGAACAGUGUGAAAUCUUAGAGCAGGGCAGGUGCUAGGGGAUGACAAAGUGGGCGUCCGGCGGGGCGCCACACGUUUCUGUAGUAUAUUUAUAAUAUACCUAAGUCUACUAGUAGUUCCUUUUCCAGUCAACACAAUAUUCGGAGUUAUUAGAUAGUCAAAUGGUCUGAAGGUAAUCCUGGCUGCCAUACUAUUGCUUUGAGAUGAAUCUCGGGAAGACCUCUGGGUGCAUGUUAGGCAGACGAAAUGGGACUAUCAGGGAAUUUUAUACUGUAUAUAGACCCGUCUUAAUAUCCUAUCUGCGGAAUAUAUAACUUCAACUGCCCAGCAAAAUUCAAUUUGCAGAAGGCCCCGGACCCUCCUAGCGCCGGCCCUGCUUAGAGGAUUAGUGUAGAUUUGAAGUGAAGCCAGUUAUACAUAUCACAAACUCAAUCUUUUCAGGGUUGUCACAAAAUGUAAAUAAUUUAUUCAUUCAAAGAUGUAAAUAGGCAUUUUUUUCAUACAAAAAUGUAAAUAAACAAUUUAUUCAUUCAAAAAUGUAAAUAAACAAUUUAUUUAUAAAAAAAUGAGCCAAACCAAAAUGUGGAUAAAAUAUGAAAACGGAGACAAAAAAUUCGGUUUUAGCUUAAUUUAUAAAAAAUAAAUGAGUUGGAAAUAUAAUUUUUAGAUCAUUUUAAAGGAAAAUUAAAGUUUAUUAUUGUGAAAUCAGCCUGCAGAGGAUAAAUUAAAAUUUAUAACUAACUAUAAUUACCGAGUCUUUUUUAAAGUGAGAAAUACUGAGUCUUUUUUAAAGUGAGAAAUACUGAGUCUUUUUAAAGUGCAGAUGUCAGUGGAAUUCUCUACCAAAAAAUAAUGAUGAAAUAAAAAUAUCCUUAGCUACAGUAAAAUAUUGAUUGAUAUCCUUUUUUCUGUUCAUAUAUGAAGACCCUGGAGAUACGGCCGUAAAAGAAGAGGACAAGACAUCCCCAAACAAGCCGAGUGAGGCCAAACGUCAGAGACGUUCAUCUUCAACGGCCGACCCUCUGGCGGCCAGUCUGGAUGAGAACGAACUCUUGAAACAGAAAGAAACUCACAGGCAGGUUGAGGAGCUGAGGAGGCUGAAGGCAGAGAAGAAAGCUCAUGGGAAAUCUGGCCUGCACUCGGCAGACGAUGCGUCGGCCAGGGAUGAUGGGCUGUCUCCCUGUAAAGAGGGUGAAGGGGAGUUUCCUGUUAAAAACUUUGGUAUUGUGCGGGCGCCCCUUACAGGACAUCAAACAAACAUUACGGAACUCUCUAACACUGUGCCUGACCGAACAGAUGUUGAUAAUUCUGUGGGUUACAAGGGCGCCUCCGGCGGGAGUUUAGGACCACAAGUCGGUUCAAGCCAGACGGCCCCACAGAUACUCUCAGGUUCAAAACCACAGUUUCAGCUGAACUCUCCGCUGCCAGUGAUGUCCACAAUAGCUCCAUUUCAAACUGUAGACCCUGCUUUAAAGCCCGUCUCUACCCCUGCCACUGGCACCCCAGAUGAAAUUCCCAACAACUGGGAUACGGCACCGGGCGUUGCCUCGGAGAAAUCCUUCCCCUCUCAGGCAGAUCUCAAAAACUUUUUAUGCACCGUCUGCAACACCCAGCUGGUAUCCAGGAAUGGCUUUACGCUUCACAUGCGUCGGCACAAUGUGGCCAAGUCGAAACUGUGCACCAGCUGCGACAAAAAGUUCCACACCACCACAGAACUGAAAACUCACAUGCGCACGCAUACGGGAGAGAGACCCUUUAAAUGUGAAUUAUGCUAUAUGAGUUUUGCCCAUUCCGGCUCAUUUGUCUGUCACAAAAAGGGGCAUACAAACCGAGGUGAGCUGGAGCCAUUCCCCAUUAUUGAUGGACAAAUAAAGUACCCUUCCACUUUUAGGAAACCUCGCAUGGAGGGAAUCAAGAAAGUGCUUGGCAAGGGAGGCGAUCAAAAAAAGGAGCCCAAGAAGAAAACCAACAAUGAAUCUCAAGAAGUCGGGGGACACGGUGUCAGCGAUGCUGAGCCGAGUUCCAUCCCAAGGCAGGAUUCACUUUCUGGGGGGCAUCACACCAGUGUCAUCAGAAAGAACAGUUUGGACGGCUCAUUUGAGAAGCACGCGGUCUCUUCUAGGAAUGAUUCAGACCUACCACGGAAGCUUGGCCUAAACAGCCAGGACAUGAAUUCUAGCGGUGACGGAGUCAUGGGGUUGAGUGGCCAGAUUUUCAACCCAAAUGUGCCAGCUUCCUCCCGCGUGAAGGAUGGCGGUGGAUAUCUUCAGGCUGGGGAUGGUUACUCUACACCCCAGCAGGAUAUUGUGUCGGGUUACUCGACACCCCGACAUGACAUCACUUCCUCUUACUCAACACCUCGUCCAGAUGUGACUGGGGGCUACUCUACCCCAAACCAGGUGGAUUAUUACAGUGGUCAAUCUGGCUACAGCGAGACUUCCCAGCAAAGGAAUUUCCUGUCCCCCCAGGCGGAAACAUCUUCAUCCCAUAGUUACUACAAUCAGGAAAAGUAUUAUGCCAGGGCGGCAAGUGGUGACCAGUUCUCACCUGGCAGCAGCAGUGGUCAACUCAGGAGCGUACCUGUCAAUCUGGUGGUGGACAAGAGCCAGCACUACAGCGAGGGCAUGCAAGGGGAAUACCCAGAAAGUGUCGAGACGGCAGAUGGCUACUAUUCAUCCCAGCAGCCCUAUCAGUACGCCAUGCCUCCUGGGGAUGCCGACUACGAGCAAGAGGACUACGACGGUGCCCUGUCCCAGUAUAAAGGAGACCCGUCAUCGUCCGAGAUCGUCAAGAAGCUCCUCCAGCACUACAAUGUCCCCUCAUCCACAUACCAGGAGGCCGCCCCACUGGAUUACAGCCACCAGCUGCAAGGGGCCCCCGACUACUCCAGGGCCAGCGGUGAGACCGCACCUCCCAUCUAUGCGGAACAGGAACUGGGUGUGGCCGCGCCGCCCUCCUACAGUGCCAGCGUUCAGCAGAAACAAUUUUAUGGCAGCCACACAAACACCCCAGAGUACGAUGGCACGUUGAUGAUGUCGUCAGACCGUGCCGCUCCUCUGCCUAGCCCUCAGGGUUCCAGUUUGCAGACAGCACAGGAGCGUUCAUAUUCCCGUAGCACAGCUUCCAUCCAGCAGGCUGAGGCUUACAGCUUGGAGCCCAGGUACUCCACUGCAGAUAACUUUCAUGACGGACAAUACGCCAGGUCACCUAGCCAGCCUUACACUCAAACUUAUGAAGUGACUUCUAGGGAUUAUUACCAGCAGGGGUUGCCAAAAAUUGAGAGUCUGGCGAGGGACACCGACCCCAAUUCCAGGGAUCCCGUAACAAAAUCUCAAUGAUCUCUCAUGAGAUAGUUUUCUUUUCUGAGCUUAACAACUUCUGGUGUUUUAAAAAAAAAUAUAUAUUCAAAUUAUUGAAGUUGCCACCGACGGGUGCAGUUAAUAACAAUUUUACAACAAGGACCGGGAACAACACAAUAAACU